This is a messenger RNA of Eriocheir sinensis (Chinese mitten crab), 2911 nucleotides long. Its product is annotated as potassium channel subfamily K member 5-like. Gene Ontology annotation, biological process: stabilization of membrane potential; potassium ion transmembrane transport. The coding region runs from base 367 to 1707 and encodes 446 amino acids. Gene Ontology annotation, cellular component: membrane. Gene Ontology annotation, molecular function: potassium ion leak channel activity. The record is from RefSeq and is a predicted model, not a curated record. The transcript is spliced from 8 exons. NCBI's taxonomy places the organism in Eukaryota, Metazoa, Arthropoda, Malacostraca, Decapoda, Varunidae.
GUGAGCAGUGACCUCCUACGCCAGUCGUGUGAGCCGCACCACACCGUGAAGAGGCCAUCCGCGCUGCCUCUGUCCCUUCGUCGAUUCAUGCAUCACACAGAUAUGAAGAAGAGCACACAGAGAGAACACAGACGGAAAGCCAUAAGCAGAAAAACACGCCGGUAAACUCACACCUACACCCACCCACACACAUGCAAGGAGACUCAGGGUAUACGUGCGUUACUGAGCGGACGUGAAUUAUAGCCUGGUAAAGGGGUAUAUAAGAGUGACUGGACAGGAAACGCGGUGAUUGAAAAGAAUAGCCUAUCAGCGUGGCCCGAGAUAAGUAACUGCUGGGAGAUAGAAGAACGGCGCAGACAGCUGAGGAUGAAAUCGUUUAAUUCUAUUCUCCUGUGCUUGGUGUACGGUAUUGUGUUGGUGCUGGGCGGUGUGAUUUUCAAGUAUCUGGAGUACUAUGAGACGGAGACUGUUGAAGUUACCGAACCGCCGGAGUGGACGCAUUUAAAAGCUCUAGCCCUGAGAGAUAACCCGCCCGCUAACAAGGAUGAGCUGCUCAGCCUUCUCACACCCUGGCUGCCCCGCGCCUGCCCCGCCCUUCCCCAGACCACCGUCAGGGCACUGGUCACGCGAGGGUCGCAGGAGGAGGCGGUGUAUGAGGUGGAGGUGCUGUGUCCCCAUCUACACAAGGAGAACGUGACGGUGGUGGUGGUGUAUCCCUGGUCCUUCUUCGACGCCCUCUUCUUCUCCAUGACCGUCACCACUACGAUAGGGUACGGUCACCUGUAUCCUACUCUUCCCUGGGGCCGCAUCGUUUGCAUCCUGUACUCCCUCGUGGGCAUCCCCCUCACGGGUAUCCUUUUGGCCAUGACCUCAAACUUCUUCGGUGACAAACUCCUGCAGCUCUUCAAGUCGAGGCUUUCCGACGAGAGGCAACAGUCCAGUUCCUUCAUCGCCGGCGCCACCGCUAUCUACGUCGCCCUCGGGUUCCUGGUCUUCAUUUUCCUCCCGUCGGUGCUGCUGUCCUACCUCGAGGGAUGGACCUACGUGGACGCCGUCUACUACAGCUACAUCACUCUUACGACCAUUGGCUUCGGUGACAUGGUGCCUGCAAACGGUUAUGAGGGUAUAGCGAAGGACAUCUACCAGAUCUGCCUCAUUCUGUGGAUCAUGAUCGGGCUCGGGUACUGGGUGAUGGUGGCCAACUUCAUCACCAAAGCCCUCAAUUCCAAACAACUCACGGCCUCGGUGAAGCGGAGCGCCGAGGAGAUGAAGAAACUGAUGGAACAAGUCGGCCUCAAGCACCACGACCCGGCCUUCCUGAGACUCCACUCCAAGGCCAGCCUCAACCUUAUGCUUCAGCUCGGCAACAUCCUCGCUGUUCAAGAGGCCGAGAACGGGGAGGCGGGCGGGAUGAGGGACGAUUUGACGGACACCACCUCUGCGGGGCCGUCCUCUCCCACCUCUCCCGUCUCGCCCAGUGGCAUUCCCGGCAUCUCGGCGCUCUUCGGGGCUGGCUUGUCACGCACACCGAUCAGCCACCUCAUGGGCCCGCUCAAGAAGGAGUAUAACACGAACACCAGCAGCACAGAGUCCAUCAGCCGAAGACCAACUUUCGAGUCCUCCGUGAGCCUCUGCGACGAGACUAGCCUGCACCACACCGACGAGAAAGAAAACGGAGAAGACUAUAAGGAAAACGGGAGGUUGUGACACGCCUGCCUGCCUGUGUUCUGAGGUUUGCUACUCACACGCCCACACCCACGCCUUUACACGCCCGUUUCAAUCAUCCAUUCUUCCUCUUCUCAUACAUUCAUUUUUCCUCCCCCUCCUCCCCCUCUUCCACAUAUGCCUACUCUUCCUUUCACGGCAGUUUCCAUUCAUCCAUUCUUCCUCUUCUCACACAUUCACUCUUUAUUCUUUAUCUUAUCUCUUGUUUUCCUCUUCCACACCUACCCACUUCUCACUUUUUUUUUUAAGAUUUAUCUCCUAGUAUCACUAGGGGAACGGGCCCUUGUCCAAAGAGGGAAAAGAUCGCUCCCCCCUGCACGAGGGAGCACGGGCCUUAGCCGAAGGCGGCCCGUAGCAGCGUGCCGACAGAAUCGGACAGACCGACUCUAUCGGCGAUCCAAAUCUAGCCGACCAAGUCGGUCUGUCGACGAGACCUGGCGUGUCUCUGACUUCUCGCUUCACGACCCCUUUCAUUAAUCCAUUCUUCAUCUUUUUAUACGUUCAUUCUUUAUCCUCCUUUUCCUCUUCUUCCUCCCCUUCCACACUCACACACUUCUCCCUUCACACCCACAAAAAGGAGUUAAAUUCUUCAGUGUUGGGUUGGAGGCGAUUCAAAACAAAGUGACUCUAAUACACAAUGCAAAGUGUUUUCAUUAAGCCUCGAUCUAUUCUUAAACGUAUCGGCACCUCGGUUCACCUGUUUGAUAAGCAUCUCGUAGAAGUUGCUGUGAUUUCCAUGGACUGAUCUGUGGUAUCGGUGAUAGUUUUACCCGCCUUCUGUAACUUGAACGCGGAAAUCACCCAUGAAAACCCGGUUAAUCUUCUCUGCGGCCUUGGGAAAUAGUCGUAAUGGGUGACCGAUGCGUUUAAUAAUGUGAAUAUGGACCUAAUAAUCUUCUCUGACAAUAAAGGGGUGACUGAUGUGUUCUUUAUGUUCUCUGUGCAUCAGCCUCGCCAGUACUAUGUUGUGUUGUACUCAUGUAGAUUAAGGGAAAAAAAUCACAAGGAGAAAAAGAUGAAAUUAAUUAUGACAGCUGUAUGUGAAGUACUGUACCUUGAAACGCUUAUAUACCUCUCUCUGGCAUUAAGGUUAUGUGUGAAGAUUAGUUAAUGUGUAUGUGAAUAAAACUUUGCCAUGUAUAUGAACAAAAUGUCUUCCAAAUAAAAUAAUCCUACAAUAAAGAAA